Molecule: messenger RNA, 3971 nt
Organism: Oreochromis niloticus (Nile tilapia)
Lineage: Eukaryota; Metazoa; Chordata; Actinopteri; Cichliformes; Cichlidae
Gene: bbs10
Product: Bardet-Biedl syndrome 10
Exons: 5
Coding region: 225-2216 (663 amino acids)
Biological process (GO): chaperone-mediated protein complex assembly
Molecular function (GO): ATP-dependent protein folding chaperone; ATP binding
Source: RefSeq, a predicted model, not a curated record
AAGAAGGCUUUGAUAGAUCAAAGCAGGCAGCCAGUGACGUUACACGCAGUUCUUGGUCCGAAGAAAACUGUUUAAAGUAAAAAACAAACAAACGAUAAAAUAAAUAUAAACUCUGUUUGAGGUGGAAGCAGCGAUUUCUAAUCCAAGCUACCUCAACCAAAGAAGAAGCACAGAGGCGAGCGAUCCGUUGCAACUGAUGCCUGUGCUCAUUCCUGGGAGAAAGGAUGCCGCCAAUGGGGCACUUACACAUGGAACAUGUCCUGCAGGCAGUCAGUGUCCUGGAGGCGGUGAUCCUUCGCAGUUUUGGCCCUGAAGGAGGACAGGUGCUGUUCACACGAGACACAGGACAGGCGAUGUUGAGCCGCAGUGGGACACGCAUUCUCACGGCACUACAUCUGGAGCAUCCGUUGGCCAGGAUGGUGGUGGAGUGUGUCUGGAAGCAUAGCUCUUCAACAGGCGAUGGAUCCAAAACCUUUAUCCUGCUGCUGGCAUCAUUGCUACGGUUGAUUCAUGCAGCAGCCAGCAAGGAGUCUAAUGUGUCUCACUCUUAUAACUCAACAAAAGCAGCAGAGGCUGCCACUGCCAGACACUUGGCUGACAAACUGCUAGCAUUUGGGUUGAAGGAGUUGGAUGAGCUCAUUGCUACGGGAGUGGUCCCUUAUGGAGGCUGCAUUUCGUGGGAAGAUUUCACUGUGGAAGGACAAACGCCGUCUCUCACAAACAAUCUCUGUGUUCAAAAGUUGCUAAGAUCAUUUUUUCACACACGCUGUGGUUACACGCACUGUGACUUCAGUAGUCACCUCACAUGUGAGCUGCUCAGUCACUGGAAGUUUAAAAAUCAACUACCUUCAUUUUCUCUGCAGCUUGUAAGCGACUACUUCCCUGCCCUCCAUACACCUGUGUCUGGCUUUCCUGUCCGCUCUUCACGUUUAAUCAAGGGGCAGGUAAUCCACAGGGACUUUGCCACGCCACCGCUUAAGACUGACGACCAGCCAGUUAAAGCUGUAGUUCUCACCGGGUUGCUGCAACCAACAUUGCUCAACACAGGAGACGUGCUUGAGUUGGGAUAUGGAGGCAGAAUGAAGGAGGAGAGAAGUAUUUUACUCUUUAGCUCCUGGAUGGAAAGCUCACUGCAGGGUGUUAUUGCGAAGCUGCAGUCUUUGGGUGUUUGUGUGCUUCUGUCUGCAGUAAAACAGUCUGCUGCUGUCCUGGCUUUAGCCACACAGGCAGAGAUGUGCCUUGUGGAGUGUGUCAGUGAAGAUGAACUUUCUCUGUUUUCCCAGCUAAGUGGAACUACCCCAAUCUGGGACUGUUCGAUGAUUGAAUCAGAGCACGUAGCCACACUGGCUUUUUGCCGGCCGAUACAGCUCGGAGCCCACAGGUAUGUCCAUGUGGCUUUCCAGGACUCGGAAGAAAGAAUCACCAUCAAACCCUGCAGUCUGAUCAUCUGUGCCCCAGGGGAAGGACAGAUUGAACAGUAUGCAUGUGCUUUACAAGAUGCCAUUCGCAUGCUACUUAGAAUGUGGGAACCCAUGCAUGCAGCUGCAACCACAACAUCAAAGAGAACCCUGCAGUCACAUAAAAGCGCAUCUUUACAUACAGAUAAUCUGACUGAGCAAACUACAUACAGAUCCACCGCUAUACAGCCCAUUCAAAAGUGUGUGUUAAAGUCAGGCUGUGUUAUAUCUGCUGGUGGGUUAUUUGAGCUUCUCUUACACCAUGCCCUCCUACAACAUGGACAUAGUUGCUCAGUUUCUCCUGACCUAAAUAUAGAUGCUUCUGUUUCCCAGCUCUUGGCAAAUGCCCUACUGAGCGUGCCUCAAAAGAUUUACUCUCACAGUCCGCGCCAUUUCCUGGAGUCUCAAAGAAGGGUCAUAAGUUUUCUAAGUAAGUUUCCAAAUUAUUCCCACCCUCUUACCCUUGUAUAUAAACGAGAAAGUACUAUAAGCCCUAUACAGGCCGAAGGGCCUCUGGGGGAUGGUAAACUAAGCUUGCAUUGUUGUAGAGAGGGUGACAAAUUUUCAAAAGUUUCAGAGUUGGACCUGGGCCUUGAAUCUGUCUCUUGUAAAUACCAGCUACUUCUUGCCGUAUUGCAAUGUGUCGCAAGUCUCCUUAAGGUGGACACUGUCCUGCCUACACACACUGCUUUACACACACAGUCACGUAGAUUCGCCAGGACUUCCUGGGAGGGCACAGAGGACGAAGGCGAGGACUGAGAUUGUGUCUUAGUUAAGAUAAAAGCCAUAAACAUAUUUUCUCUCAGUGCUCCCUCAUGUCGAAGAUGGAGUAAAUACUUAGCACUUUAAUACAUUUUUGGCACAGUGAUUUUUCUAUACCCACAAGAUAUAUCCAACUAUCUGUCCAUUCUCUUCCACUAAUCCUUGUCAGGGUCACGGGGGAACUGGAGCCUGUCCCAGCUACCAUAGAGCAGGAGGCAGGGGACACCCUGAACAGGUCGCCAGUCUGUUGCAGGGCUACAUACAUAGAGACAGAAAACCAUUCACACUUACAUUCAAACCUAUGGACAGUUUAGAAUGAUCAAUUAACCUAACCCCACUAACUGCAUGUCUUGACUGCAUGACUGUGGGAGGAAGCCGGAGAACCUGGAGAGAACCCCUCCAAACACAAGGAGAACAUGCAAAACCACCUGCCAGAGAUGAGAUCAAGAAAAUUUAGAUAGGAUGGGUGUAGUAGACCACUACCUAUAAAAGUAGGGGCCCCAGAGGGUCCGGUGGGCUUGCCUUUGGUUGUAUUCAAGUCUGUCUGUCUAUCGCUUAACCACAGCAUGGGGUACUUUUUGUCCAUUUUUCGUCUAUGCUCCAAUUAGUAUGCUCUUGACAUGUCUGGUGAGGGACAGAAAAACUGACAAAUGAACCGAAACUGGGGAAAAGCUAAGGAUAACAAAUAACCUGUGGAUGGAAACAUGGGCAAGGGAUGAGGAACCAGCAGACAUGGGGAAACAGGCAGAAGAAACACAGCGACGCACAAGGAACGACACGCAGACAGACCAGCAAGGAGCAGAAGGAAGCACACACUAAAUAUACACACAAGGUAACGAGGGAAAUGCACAACAGGAGGGAGACACAGCUGAACCUAAUUAGACAUGACGAGGCAGGGAGGAAGCAAAACAGAAUAUGCUGACAAAGGACAAGGACUAUCAAAAUAAAACAGGAAGCUUGACAGAGGAAAUUCAAAAAAACUAGAGGUGGGACACAGGGAAGACGUAGUGACAGAGGACACCAACUCUAGACAUAUAAGCUAAAACGCAGUGACUGGGGAGACAUGGGCAACAGAGACUUAACACAGGCAAGGAUAAAUACCAAGGGAAGAAGAACUAAGAUCACUAAGACUUAAGAAAUAAAGAUAACCAAACCCAGGAAUACAAUACUCAAACAUAUUAACACAGAACAUGAAACACAACCGUGGCAGCUUUCCCUCUUAAACCACAGCCUUCCCUUAGUGUCUUAAAAUAUCUUUUCCUGUGAUUCCUGUCAUGAAGCUGUGUCUCCAUGUUUUUUGCGUGUUUUGGUUUAGAAAAAACUUGAGUUUAUUCUAAUGUACUAAUAUAAUUCUAUUAUUAUGAUAUAGCAAGUUUCAGUUAGCUUUGCACAAAAAUAGCGAGUAGAAAUGUCAUUGAAAUAUCUAAUUUUACUCUCUUUACUAUUUUGAGUACAUUGCAGAGCCUGUACUUUUCACCUUUACGUAAGUAAAGAAGUUGAAUCAGUACUUCAGAGUUUACUGGAGCAUUUGUUAAUGCUAGUAUCUGUAAUCUGCUGCUCAGAUAAAUAAAAUGUUUUAUUUCAAAAAAUAAAAUUGACUUUCCUUUUUUACCUGACCUGUAUUCUCUUUUUCACUAAAUAUUUCUUAUUACUUGUUGUAGUGUGAGCUAGAAAUAAAGGCUGGGCGAUGUGAGGAAAAUCUAUUAUCACAAUAAUUUUUUGGCUAUAUCAUGUCUGAUCUCCCUUGUUCUC